AUGGGCGCGGCGACAGCUAACAGCACGCUCAGGUAUGGAUUAACCGUAGAGACACCGAGGUCACCGUCCUACGACACGACAUUGCUAUGGCGAAGGGAUUUAGCCAAGCGGUUACGGCGUCGUUCCAGACCCACGCCGAUCCCAGCUAGACAUCCCAAGGCUGCCGUCAUAGACAGAACUACCGAGAAACGAAAGUCGCUGCAGGAAACUACCAAGGAGGUAAAUAAACCAAUUAUUAAAGCUCAGUCCGUCAGAUCACAUGCGAGCAGUCGCACUGUGAUAGAAGCGCAGCUGUCUCAGGCGGAGCUCGAGGCCAGCGAACGGCUAGCGGAGAUAUCCCGGAGGGAGUUGCAGCUAGAAGCGGACAUGGUACGUAAACGGCUAGACGCCAGAAAACUGCAGAUCCGCGCUAAUGCGGAUAGCGCAGACGAGCACGAAUCUGCUGGUAGCGUGCGGAAUUCGAAUCAAGAUCGAUUAGACGAAUGGCUAGAGAACUCGCGAGACGCGACGUCAAAACCCAUUUGUAAGAGGUUAACCGACGAACCUCUACCCAAGUACGAGACUCCGAGACGACCUGCGCAGGCGGAGCGGCAUAUUCGAGGCCUCUCACCGGACCGCCAGAAAGUGACGUACGCGACACGUCAAGCCACAACAUCCCGUUCGACGACGUGCCUGUUCUGCGGUGGCGGUCACCUGACGCCGGACUGCCGCAAGUUAGCCGCCCAAUCCGUGGGCGCUAGAUGGGAGUGGGCGAAAUUAAAUCGUAUAUGCUAUCGCUGUAUCGACGCGAAGCAUAUGAAAACACAAUGCAAGGCCAAAGCGUGCGGCGUUGCAGGUUGUCCUCACGUACACCAUCGACUGCUUCAUGCGGACUCGCCGCAGGAAGUGCGUGAGGAUACGGCUAUGGUGCUAACACAAGAAAUCAGGUCAGUACCUACAUCGUCAGCAGUGACGUCAUCGGCCGAGCCAGCGGACACGACGGAGCCGCGAGCUGCGGACGACGAGAACGACGCCCGCGUGUACGUGUCGUCAACACCGGACUACAGCGUGCUGCUAAAGAGCCUGCUGGGGAUACUACUUCGAUUCCGUGAGUGGGAAUUCGCCGUCACCGCGGACAUACAGGAAAUGUUCCUUCAAAUACAGCUGCGAAGAGAGGAUCGGCAUAGUCAGCUCUUCAUCUGGAGGGGAUCGCGGCGUGACGUGACACCGUGGACGUACCAGCUAAACCGGGUAUGUUUCGGUAACAUCUCUUCUCCUUUUCUCGCACACUCGGUGCGGAAUAGGAAUGCGACGGACAACAAGGAUCGCUAUCCGGACGCGGUCUACGAUAUCCAUAAUAAUCACUACAUGGACGAUUAUGUGGCAUCAUAUGAGACAGAACGGGAACUCAUAUCAACAGCGACACAGGUGAGACUAGCACACGCGGAGGCUAGCUUUCGGCUGCGCAGCUACGCUAGCAACAGCGAGUUGUUAAUGCGAAACAUCGAUCCGGAGGAGCGAGCGACGGGACCUUCUCAUCUCGGAGAAAAGCAACAGACCGUCCUCGGAAUGACGUGGGACCCAGAGACGGAUACGCUGGGGUACAACACGAAAAUGCUACGAGUGCCAGACGACGUGAAAAGGUACGAGCGAUCGCCCACUAAAAGGGAACUUUUGAGUGCCGUAAUGUCAGUUUACGACCCAUUAGGCCUCAUAGCGCAGUAUAUGAUAAGCGCUAAGAUCGUAUUCCAACGUGUGUGGACAAAGGGCACGGACUGGGACGAGCGGCUGCCGGCGGAGGAAGCGGAGGACUUUUUCCGGUGGCUGAGGGCACUGAGCGACGUGUCCGCGCUGCGAAUACCCCGACGAUACGCCACGCCCACCGGUGCAGUUAGAAGAGAACUGCAUAUUUUCAGUGAUGCAUCGACCGAGGCCUACAGCGCGGCGGCCUAUUGGCGAGUAUCGAACGACGAGGAGGAAACGCAAGUGAGCUUAGCUAUAGCGAAAAGCCGAGUUUGCCCGCUAAAGGUAAUGACAGUUCCCAGGCUCGAAUUAACCGCAGCAGUCGUCGGCGUGCGGCUGGCGGAGACAAUUUUACGCGAGCAGCGUUAUCCUGUGACAAAGGUGACGUAUUGGACAGAUUCCAUGGUUGUUCUCGGAUGGGUUCGCGAUGACGCGCGAAACUAUCGUCCGUACGUGUCACACCGACUUGCGGAGAUCGCCGAGAAAACAGAUAGAGACGCGUGGAGGUAUGUACCAACCGCUCAGAACCCCGCAGAUCGAGCGACGAGAUGUCAACCAGCGCAGAGCGUGCGCAUCGAGGACGAGUGGUACGAAGGACCGCGCUUUCUCUAUGGACCCGAGACAUCAUGGCCUAGUCACACAUCGAAUCGAACAGACGACCUGCCUGAGAGGAAGGCGAGGCCGUCAACCGCGACAUCACUGGCGAUCAUCUCAGCGAAGCCAGACCCUUCGAGCGUACUGCCAGACGUGAGACGGUUUAGCAGUUACGACAGACUGUUGAACGCGACAGCGAACGUCUUGCUAUUCAUCGAGAAAAUGAGAACGAAGAAUAAAGCCUUGCAGCUACAAGUCAGACAUUUGAGAAAGGCAGAACACAUGUGGUUGCAAUACAGUCAACGACGAAGCUUUCCCGAAGAGCUUCGAGCCUUAAGCCAGAAUAGGCUCAUCGAUCGCAAGUCGCGAUUAUACGACCUGGCACCCGAGCUAGGCGAUGACGGCGUGUUACGCAUGAAGACGAGGCUGGGCAGCGCUCCAGUAUUGUACACCGCGCUACAACCGAUAAUACUGGAUGGCCGCGAGCCGUUCACCCGUCUACUCAUCCUGCGAGCUCACCGACGAUCAGCGCACAUUCACAACGAAGCAGUAAUCAACGAACUGCGACAAGAAUAUUGGAUACUACAUCUGCGGCCGACCGUGAAGUCUGUAGCUCGAAACUGCGCGCUAUGCACACUACGACGAGCAACACCGAGAGCGCAGCCCUUAGGCGAUCUCCCGCCCGAGCGACUACAGGCGUAUCAACGUCCCUUCACUCACACCGCACAAGACUACAUGGGACCGAUGUUCGUCACGAUCGGACGGCGCAGAGAAAAACGCUGGGUGUGUCUAUACACGUGCCUAGUGACGCGCGCUAUUCACCUUGAAAGCGUGCACAGUCUUUCAACCGACAGCGCGCUACUAUCACUACGAAGAUUCGCCGCGAGAAGAGGAUGGCCCAGGACGAUGUACAGCGAUAACGCGACGUGCUUCAGGGCGGCGGCGACGGAACUACGUGAGGCGUACCGGCAAUGGCUGCCUGUACUGCAAACUUACGCCACUCAGAACCGAAUGGAGUGGAAAUUCAUCCCACCUGGCAAUCCUUCGGCCGGGGGCGCGUGGGAGCGAAUGAUAAGGACAGUUAAGAUAGCGAUGUCCUACACUUUCAACGAACGAGCACCGAAACCCGAAGUUUUCGAAACUCUACUCGCCGAGAUAGAGAAUAUCGUCAACCGACGACCACUUACGCAUGUCAACGUCGAUCCAGACUCCGAAGAAAGUUUGACUCCAGCACACUUUCUACUUCUUCAUAACGCUAACCUACCGAUGAUUGGCGUUUACGACGAGAACGAGAAGAAGCAAUGGAAGAUGGCCCAAGCGCUUGCCGACCACUUUUGGCGGCGCUGGACCAAAGAGUACUUUCCUCUACUGGCACCGAGGAAGUCGUCCCACGACGGAGGGCGGCAACUUCAACCAGGCGAUGUGGUCAUCGUCGCUGAACCCAAUGGUCCACGCAGCGUGUGGCCCCGAGGCGUCGUCGAGACUACCUACCCGGGACCCGAUGGACGGGUCCGCUCCGCUGACAUCAGAACGAGACACGGGACGCUACGCAGGCCCAGCUGCAGGCUGGCGGUCAUCGCGUCGCAACCCAUGCACCAGGAGUCUUCGACUGCGGGGACAAAAUGUUAG
Leguminivora glycinivorella is the source of this 3945-nucleotide messenger RNA. RefSeq lists its product as uncharacterized. Gene Ontology annotation, molecular function: nucleic acid binding. The transcript is spliced from 3 exons. Lineage: Eukaryota; Metazoa; Arthropoda; Insecta; Lepidoptera; Tortricidae. Gene Ontology annotation, biological process: DNA integration. The record is from RefSeq and is a predicted model, not a curated record. Bases 1 to 3945 code for a protein of 1314 amino acids.